AUGUGCAAGGCCCAUAACGCUAAACGACGGAGCGUGGUGCCAACAGCUUCUAACAUGAUAGAACUGAAAUGGAGUGCAGAGUUGGCGUCUGUGGCCGAGAACUAUUCCAGGAAGUGCGUGUAUGGACAUAAUCCAAACAAAUAUGAUGAGGCACCAAGCUUUAAACGAGUGGGAGAAAACCUACGUUAUUCUACAAGAGAAGAAACUCCUUUGGAAGUUGUCAGUAGCUGGGAUGAUGAAAGAAUUGAUUACAAUUACAAUGCCAAUACGUGUGCUCCUGAUAAGAAGUGCGGGCAUUACACUCAGGUGGCAUGGGCGGAGACUGAAUACGUGGGAUGUGCUGUAACCAAGUGUACACCUCUGGUAGGAAAGUCCGACUCCGCCUACUACUAUGUCUGCAAUUAUGGCGAACGUGGGAACAUGAAUGGAAAUCGGCCUUAUAUUUCGGGUACACCUUGUAGUCAAUGUCCUUCGGGAUAUACCUGUAGUAAUAAACUAUGUCGCCUGUAA
This is a messenger RNA of Saccostrea echinata, 510 nucleotides long. Its product is annotated as peptidase inhibitor 16-like. Gene Ontology annotation, cellular component: extracellular region. The coding region runs from base 1 to 510 and encodes 169 amino acids. The transcript has 5 exons. Lineage: Eukaryota; Metazoa; Mollusca; Bivalvia; Ostreida; Ostreidae. The record is from RefSeq and is a predicted model, not a curated record.